AUGCUUCCUCCCAAGAUCAUCAAGCUCCUUAGGGCAGUGCUCUCGACCCUCUACCUCGUCCUCAUAAUCCUCACCAUCCCGUUGGCGUUCGAUGUGGGUGGCGUUGAGUGCGGGUUGGCCUACUCCUUGACCACCUUUCUGUUGUACUUCGUGCUAACUACCAUCAGGCUCAUCACCAGAAAGUCCCGCUACUUCCGCUGGGUACUGGUGUUAUACUACAUGCAGCACUUCUUGAUUCCCAGCAUCCUCACACUUUUCUUGUCGUACCACACAGUUCCUACUAGCCCUGUGUCGUCAAACUCGGACGCCAACGUCAGAAUUACCCCUGUUUCGGUGUGGAAAAUUGUUCUCACAAACUCGACAUCCAUCUUCACUAUUUUGGAAGGGUUCUGCUCGCUUCUCCUUAUCCAGGCUAUUGGCCAAACCGUGAACUGGCUCACGGUAUACAAGUCAGACAGCUGGUUGAUUGUGUCCCUUAUUGGAAGUGGGUGCAUCAUCACAGCCUCAAUUUCGUUUCUCUACAGAAUCUAUGUUUUCCCAUUCACCAUCGAUAUUAUCAGUGCUUCGUUGCUCGGCUCGCUCUUGACAUUAACUGGUGGCCUUGGAUUGUAUGGCAUUGUCUCUGGCAAAGGCUCCAUUAUCGAGAGCUCGUUGUUGUUUGCUUAUGUGGUGAGAUGCAUUUACGAGACUUUCCCAAUUUUAUCGGAAGAAGCCACCAAGUCAUUGACCUCGUUGUUCACCCAGGCUACCUAUAACUUAAAGAACGAAAUCCCAAAGAUUCCUCCACAAAUCUUGAAUCCAAUCCUGCUGGUAGUGCCAUUCCUAGCCUCAAACUUGCCUGGAUCUUUCAAGACAAUCUGGGAGUUCUUAAUCAUGGCCAUCCACAAGUUGACCUUACCAAUCUUGUUAAAUUUGGCCUACAGAAUCGGGGUGUUUUACGCAGCUACAAAGAUCAUUCCUUCGUUAUACCAUAACUCGGCAUAUCCCACCAUUUCUCCCCCAAGAACCCCUCCUUUGCUCACCAGAUCCCGUCAGGCUUCCAGUACCAGUCUUGCACACUUGGACUUGAAAGAGCCUGAACCCGUAGUGAGUCCCAAGGAACCCGAAGACACGGAAGUUGAACCUACUCCAAAGCUAGGCCACAAGAAGUCAUUCCGUCUCAAGCCACCCCACCAUCAGCCACCCUCAGCCAUAAUACGAUUGAUCUACGCAUACUCCCCCUGCAUCAUUAUAGCAGUCUACACUCAUUUGAUGAUGCUGUACAACGGUCAGUUAGGUACAGAAAUGAAGAUCUGGGGCUUCUGGAGCUCACCGGAUUUCCUGAUCGUGGUGCAUCCAUGGCAAUUUUGGAACUGGGUCAACAUGGCCACAACAUUAUUGUUGUACACUAUGGAAUUACUGGGAAACAGUAGUUCUGGAGGUAAUACUGCCCUCACCAGCCACUGUUUAAUUUUCGUUACCCAUUUCAACUCACACAGUAGACAACUCGAUGACGAUGCCCUCGAUCAUCACGUAACAAAAUAUGUGGAGUACUUAACCCAAGACAUCUGGUCGAGCAGGCAUCUAUCGAGGACUGAAAAGGUAUUUCAUGAACUAAUGUCUACAUCCCUCGUCAUUGCAGAAUUUGCCCAGCAGUUGUCGAAGACGUCGCUGUCCGUCGGAAUACCAUUUAUAGAAGCCUCUCCAGAGGCUACAAAGCCCGGUAUAUUUGACUAUACACACUCAAUGGCCAUUUCCUUUGGAAUGACCAUCAGUUCAGGCUUGGAGACGUUCAUGGACCAAGAGAUACAAAACCCCAUUGCCGACAGAAAACUAACACCAGUCAUGGAAUAUACCAAACUGGGAGAGUGA
This is a messenger RNA of Suhomyces tanzawaensis NRRL Y-17324, 1851 nucleotides long. RefSeq lists its product as uncharacterized. Gene Ontology annotation, biological process: septin ring assembly; endoplasmic reticulum inheritance. The transcript has 4 exons. The coding region runs from base 1 to 1851 and encodes 616 amino acids. Lineage: Eukaryota; Fungi; Ascomycota; Pichiomycetes; Serinales; Debaryomycetaceae. Gene Ontology annotation, cellular component: cortical endoplasmic reticulum; endoplasmic reticulum membrane; perinuclear endoplasmic reticulum. The record is from RefSeq and is a predicted model, not a curated record.